Molecule: messenger RNA, 5488 nt
Organism: Lymnaea stagnalis (great pond snail)
Lineage: Eukaryota; Metazoa; Mollusca; Gastropoda; Lymnaeidae
Source: the annotation of a GenBank genome assembly
CUUAUAUAUAUAAAUAUUACCACUAAAGAGAAUAGGAACAUGUGUGUUGAACUUUCUUUACAAGGAUUCAGAGUGAGUACCGACUCAAAAAAAACUUAAAAGAGUUAGUGUUAGAGAAAAAAAAAUUAAAGAGUUGCACUCGAUCUCAUGAGUAGCUCCUAGUUAGCGACUCAGUAGCCUACUGAUUCUGAGUAUAUGUGAUUGUGACAAUCACUAAAUUAAACUAUGAAUGAUAAAGUGCUUUUUUUGGAGUGAAGUAGUUAGUAGAAGUAUUAUUAUAAUAAUUAUGGAUUGGAAGAGAAGACUAUAAAUUGAUUAUUGAUGUUUAGUGCCUUAAUUACAUAAUUCUUAAUGAGGUUCUUUAGAUUUCACACCCAAAAAAGUGAUGUCUAAUAAUAUAAAAAUUUCACAUUUCAGCCCCCAGUGGCCCCCAGUCCCUCUUAAAAUUUCAAAGGAAAAUAAUAGAUGGCGUAGGAAAGGUUUUUUGGUGUAUGGUACCACAUUUUCAAAAUUUCAUCCUCAUUUUCGUCCAGCAAAUUAUGAUAAUUUAUGGAUUAUACCAUAUUAAAAUAUUCUUGUUUAGAUACCUUCCUUCUAAGUUCAUUUUAAAACCCAAGUUAUCAAAUAUUUUGAUGUUAAUAUGGUAAUCCUUAAUGCCGUAAUGCAGUGUUUUGUUUGUCGUAAGUGGUGAGAUGUCGAUGAAGGAUGCUGUGAAAAGUUUUUUGAUAGAUGUGUUUCUGAGAUUGUGUAUGGGGUAAGAAACGCAUUUUGGGCCAUGGGAAAUGCCUGGAUCCAAAUAUCCUUAUCCCAGGAAAGUUCUUAGGAUAUGAAAAGGUUUAAUGAGAUAGCUGGUGUUUGUGUUCCAUUGAGCAUUCACAAGUCAUAACUGACUUACACAUCAGUCAGAAGAUGGACACACCAUGGUGCAGCCCUGCACUGAGACUUAAAUAUUUAAUAAGUAUUAGCCACUUCCACAUUUAAAUAUUGGGGGAGCGACGUUGCAAUGAUGCAGGGUUGUCGGAUAAGCAUAAUGAAAUCUGGACAAAACCUACCUAAAUGAGAAUUUGCACAAAUAUACAUAAAUAUAUAAUGCUUUAUGAGAUUUAAUAUGAAGGUCACAUUCCUUUUUUUUCUUCAGAAAUGUUUCAUUGAAAGAUCCCUUACAUGUACCUAUAAUUAGGGUCGAUGAAAAAACAAAACAGAUUGAUGGAAACGUAGGUCAAUAUGUCUUCCAAAGGGAAAGGGAAUGCAAUUAUAUAUCAAUAGCACUUAUUCAUUAAAAUUAAUAGCAUUUGACACUGGCAUAAAAGUAUUAACAAUCAGAAUUACUGCCCAUUUCUGAUAAAAUUUGCGUAGGAGUCUCAAUUAGUUAACCGAAGUACUUCUGUGUUUGAGUAAAUAGAAACAAUCUCUUCAAAAUUAAUAAAUGGCAAGAUAAAAAGUAAAAGCUUAGCCAGUCAAUCACUCUCUGAACUGAGUGCACUGUACAAUCUGAAGUUUCCAUAAAAAUCUUUUUGCUGGGAUGUAAAUUUAGGCAAUUUGGACUAAUUUCAGAUGCUUUCGGCUACUUAAAUAACAACCUUUUAGGCCUAAGAAAUUAUACUAAGGCCAACAAAAAUAAAACUAAAAAAUCAUAGGUCUAUUUUAUACUCAUUUAAUUUAGUUAAGGGUGUAAUUUGUAAGCCUUGGUGUGGCUAUUAAUAGGUAUCUUGGAAUUGAUUUGAUGAAAAGAUGGAUUUCAAAUUAAAAAAAAGCUUUAAUAUCUGCCUACCAGCUUUUAAUGCAUUAAUCAUUUACAGUUUCAAAUCUUGAUUUAGAAAUAACCAAUAUUUAAUAAAAGACAUUUUAUUGGUUGUGGGAGAAGAGAGAAAUUCAGACAGGAAAAAAUUUGUUAUAAAAUAACUACAAAGUUUAGAUAUCAGAUGACAUGAUAAGGGGUCAUUCGCAAAUUAUGUCAUGCUCAUAGGGUGGGGGGGGGGUCGAGAAUUUUUGACAGAGGGGGGGGUAAAAAAUGUGUGGUCUCAUGUUGUUUUUUUUUUCAAAUCUAAAAUUUUCUAAUUUUGAAAAAACUUUAUUUAAUUAAUUUUAAAAACAUUAAUUUGAGGUCGAUAUUGCCUCAGGUAUUAUAGGUACUAUGAAAUUCAGUGGCUCACACCUUUUGCGCAUAUCGAAAAAUGAUGCAAAAACUGUUGUGGCCAAUUUACAUUCGGCUUGUGGAUGUCUUCGUUGUUUGGCAUCACAGUUUUCUAAUAAUAUUACAUUUUAAUCCAUUAAUGGAAAAUGUUGAAGAAUAAAAUAAUAUCUUAGUUUAGUUUUGAAAAUUUUAUGUAUGUUUUGAUUUAUUUAGACGGGGGGGGGGGUUGUAAAGAAUUUGUGACACUUCGUUACAGGGGGGAGUGGGGUCNACGGGGGGGGGGUGUCUAAGAAGGUAAUUUUUAGCAUGACGUAAUUUACAAAAGACCCCUAAUACUUAAUCAGAUAUUUUUUUUUCUUUGGGGUUAUGCUGGCAUUAGUCUUAGUUGAUGUUAACAGCAAUUAAUAGUUCUUGGAACUGUGGAAACGUUUCUGUAUCUUCCUCCUGUGGGAGACUGUAAAAAUAUUUGCAAAACCCUGAAGAAAAGUAUUACGAUCGUUAAGAAAGCUUAAUAUAUCUGCCACACAUACAAACUUAGCCUGGUCAUCCACAAAGACUCUACUAUGGCUGAGUUUUGAUCUCAUAAAGACUGCUUUCAUUUACCUUUUCCCUAUGUGCCCCCAGUUAGGAAAGGACUUCUCCCCCUUCUUAAUAGAAUACACAACAGUGGCAAUCCAAUAAAGAUUUACACACACUCCCUAUAUUUGUCACUUCAUCAGUGGUUCGAAUCCUUUUGACUCAGGAGCACUGUUUAGAAUCAAUUUCUAUAGAAGAACCUUUAAAUCUACCCUAUGUAUUAUAAGUUAAUGGUGUUUAAGAAUAAUGUUACAAGGUUAGAGGGUAAACAAAAAUAACAUGGCACAAAAUCACAAAAUAAUGAUUUAAAUUUUAUUUUAAAUUUUUUUAAAGCAGCUUCCGUACAUUGUUUUUGUAGCUUUGAGGGGAGAGAAGAGAUAUCUUGCUUCAAAGAGAUUUGGAUUUGAGAAAGGCAGAAAUAUUAAUUUUGCUUUUUCUGAGACAAUCUAUUGAAUUCGUAUUUUAAGAGGCUGUGAUUUUGUAUAGGUUUAUUAUUUUAAUGACGUCAUUACAACACUUUCAUAAGCUCAGGUGGCACUUUUAUCGACGCUAGUGCCUGUCUAUUAAAAAGCUGAUAGUACUACAUGUCUUCGCAUUUUCUUUAAUUUUGACAAUCGCUCCAGGAAUGUUUUUGCAUCAUUGCCUUUGCACAAUUAGUACAUAUACCUGCACAGUUUCCUCAUGAUAUUUCAUUCGAUUGAUCCAAGAAAUUAUAUUUUUCACUCCCUAUUUUGUUGUUGGGUAGAGGUUUGUUAAGAAGGUCCUCCUGACAGCUUUUUAAAUAUAACCAAGAAGUACCAUUAAAAUCACCAAGCUAGCGAUGUGAGUCGUUUCAUCCAUUGAUUGUGCAAAUUCAGUAAUCUGAUUCUAACUACAAAACAUGUGAUGAAGUAGUCAAAUCUGCGGCUGUAGUGGUGGACGGUACAAGCUCCUCCUUUGUCGAUGUGAAGUCAGGGGUCCCCCAGGGAUCAGUGCUGGGCCCCUGUUUGUUCCUAGCAUACUUUAAUGACCUACCCGAGAAACUGACAUCACAAGCAAGACUGUUCGCAGAUGACACAGCGGUGUAUAGGACGAUCGCCAACAGAUCUGACCAGGACCAGCCACAACAGGAUUUCAAUUUGUUAGCUGAGUGGGAGAUGAGCUGGGACAUGGAAUUUCACCCUGCCAAGUGCCAGACACUAUCAGUCUCUUGAAGUUGUACUCCUCUACACUACCAAUACGAACUGCACGGCCAUAUACUUGAGCCAGUUUCCUACGUAAAGUACCUGGGUGUCACCAUUCAAAGAGAGGUCCGCUGGGACGAGCAUAUUAACAAUGUAUGCAACCAAGCAAACAAGACCCUAGGGUUCUUAAGGCGAAAUCUAAAGAUUGGCAACUCCUGUGUAAAAGAAAGAGCAUAUAAAGCCUUUGUCAGUCCAGUUUUAGAUUAUGCAUCUUCAGUCUGGGACCCAUUUACACAGCAGAGCGUUGACAGAUUGGAGGCCGUCCAGCGAUGAGCAGCACACUUUGUCCUAAACCGCUACAGGAAUACCUCUAGUGUUGGCAGCAUGCUGGAAACACUAGGCUGGUCACCAUUGGAGGAACGACGACGACAAUCCAGGCUCUCCAUGAUGUACAAGAUAAAUAAUGGGCUGGUCCACUGUUCCAGUAUUAAACAGAAACUCGUCCCUCUCCCCAAUAGACAGUGACGAGGCCAUGACAGGCAAUUCAGGCUCAUACCAGCAAGAAUCCAGUAUAGGAGCUGCUCAUUCCUGCCCAAGACAAUCAGGGACUGGAACAAUCUUUCAAAAGGAACGGUUGAAGCGACAACACUAGACACAUUUGUGUCUUUGCCUCAAGCCUUCAAACCCCUAGUGCAUGAUUCCCUCACAAAGUGGCACUAGAAAUCAGUGAAAUUUCCUCAUCAACACCAGGAACAGAAACAUUGCAAAUCCCAUCUACAUGCAUAGGAGCCAAAAUGAUCAAUAAAUUGAUCGUGGGCCCUUAAGAUUUAGAAGAAGAAGAUAAAUUGUGGAAAAGUCACUAAAAAAUCACAAUGUUAUCGCUAUGACAAUGCUCUUUUGAACUGACUCCAAAUUUACUAGCCAGCCUCAAAAUAUUUGGGGCAAAGUUUUGAGAAGCUUCAAGUGGAUUCGAGAAUGCUUAUAAAGCUUCUUGAAUGUUCAAUUCCAAAAAUUCACUGGGGCAUACUUUCAACUUGGCAAAUUUUUAUUUAGGAUGUAAUUUUCAGUUCUUAUUUUGAUACUGCUUCUUGUUUCUUACAUUGUAAUUAUUCAUUCAAUUUUAUUUAUUUUAUUUCUUGGAGUGGCCAUGGAGCGCUGUUUGGGAACCACUAGUCUAGAUGAUCCAAGCAUAAUUUUUUAGCUGACCACUGUCAUGUCAAUUUUAAAUAUUUUUUUUUUUUUUUUUUUUACAGAUUGUUGGUUCUCAGUACAAUGAAGUCAACCAACAGUUGUUCUCUCAAUAUUACGAAACUAUUUAUGGUCUGCUGGACAGCCAAAGUGUGGAAUAUCGAAGCACAUUCUUUGAAACCUUAUCCAAUAAACUAUUGAACCUGCGGCGACACAGUGAUGAAGAUACUUCAGAUGAUCAAAUGGAUACUAAAUGACUGUGGUGAAUGAUAGUCUGUUGUUAUUUCUUUGCUACUCUUCAAAAGUAGUUAAGGUUGUGAUAAAAGUAGGAGAUGUCAGUGAGCAUGGGCUAAACUUUGUGGUGUAAUUUAAUUCUGUUUAGUACUUUUGAAAUUUCAGUUUUUCAUUUAUAAUCAGUUUAUGGGGG